This is a messenger RNA of Equus caballus (horse), 2775 nucleotides long. RefSeq names its product bone morphogenetic protein 8a (gene BMP8A). NCBI's taxonomy places the organism in Eukaryota, Metazoa, Chordata, Mammalia, Perissodactyla, Equidae. The record is from RefSeq and is a predicted model, not a curated record. Gene Ontology annotation, cellular component: extracellular region. Gene Ontology annotation, molecular function: growth factor activity; cytokine activity.
AUGGCCGCGCGCCCCAGCCCGCUCUGGCUCCUGGGCCUGGCGCUGUGCGCGCUGGGCGGCGGCGGCCCCGGCCCGCGCCCCCCGCCCGGCUGCCCGCCGCGCCGCCUGGGCCCGCGCGAGCGCCGCGACCUGCAGCGCGAGAUCCUGGCGGUGCUCGGGCUGCCCGGGCGGCCCCGGCCCCGCACGCCGCCCGCCGCCGCCCGGCCGCCCGCGUCCGCGCCGCUCUUCAUGCUGGACCUCUACCACGCCAUGGCUGGCGACGACGCCGAGGACGGCGGGCCCCCCGAGCGGCGCCUGGGCCACGCCGACCUGGUCAUGAGCUUCGUGAACAUGGUGGAGCUCGACCGCACCCUGGGCCACCAGGAGCCCCACUGGAAGGAGUUCCGCUUUGACCUGACCCAGAUCCCAGCGGGGGAGGCGGUCACAGCUGCUGAGUUCCGGAUUUACAAGCUGCCCAGCACCCACCCGCUCAACAGGACCCUCCAUGUCAGCAUGUUCGAGGUGGUCAGGGAGCGGGCCAACAGGGAGUCUGACUUGUUCUUUUUGGAUCUUCAGACGCUCCGAGCUGGGGACGAGGGCUGGCUGGUGUUGGACGUGACAGCAGCCAGCGACCGCUGGUUGUUGAACCGUAACAAGGACCUGGGACUCCGGCUCUAUGUGGAAACGGAGGAUGGGCUCAGCGUGGAUCCUGGCCUGGCCGGUCUGCUGGGGCAACGGGCACCGCGCUCCAAACAGCCCUUCAUGGUCACUUUUUUCAGGGCGAGCUCCCGUCCUGUCCGAGCCCCUCGGGCUGUGAGGCCCCUGAAGAGGAGGCCCCUGAAGAAAACCAACGAGCUGCCGCACCCGAACAAGCUCCCGGGGAUCUUUGAUGAUGUCCACGGCUCCGACGGCCGGCAGGCUUGUCGUAGGCACGAGCUCUAUGUCAGCUUCCAGGACCUCGGCUGGCUGGACUGGGUCAUCGCCCCCCAAGGCUACUCGGCCUAUUACUGUGAGGGGGAGUGCUCCUUCCCGCUGGACUCCUGCAUGAACGCCACCAACCACGCCAUCCUGCAGUCCCUGGUGCACCUGAUGAAGCCAGACGCUGUCCCCAAGGCGUGCUGCGCGCCCACCAAGCUGAGCGCCACCUCCGUGCUCUACUACGACAGCAGCAACAAUGUCAUCCUGCGCAAGCACCGCAACAUGGUGGUCCGCGCCUGCGGCUGCCACUGAGGGCACCCCGGCCACUCGGCGCCUCCCCCAGCUCAGGCCCCUCUGCAGAGGCGGGAGCCCCUCAAACCCAGCCAGCCCCAGGUGGUCUUCUCCAGGCCCAUGCCCCUUCCCCUGGGGUUUGUGGUGCUGUCCCCCAGCUGUGGUGGGGCUGAUGCACACAGCAGCCUCAGAAGUGUACUGACUACGUUGUUUGCUGUCAGCACAGAAGUCCGAUCUUAGGACCUGUCCUUGGCAUCCCUGGCCCUGUGGCCGAUCCAGGGGGACUGGAGGAGCACCUGGAGUGUGGUUGCCUGGUUGGGCUUUGCACCACUCACCACAGCAUUUGGGUGUGGGCAGCAGGGGUCUGCCCCUCCCCCAGGCAACAGGGGCAUUUCCAGGCAUAGACACACACAUGUACAGGGCACUAUUUUGUUCCUACCUGGGCUGGCAGGCAGAUAGCACAUUAGAAAAACAAGCUGAUGGGUCUCACUCAGGGCUGAAGCUGGUGGGGACAUUUUAUGGCCGUGUCCUCUGCUGCCCUGGGUCUGUCCUUCUCCCGCCUGGGAAAGAGCUGUGAUCCCCAAAGCAAAGAACUUUGGGGCUUCCAGUUCCCUCCACUGUCUCCACGUGGGCCUUAGUGCUGAGACAAGGUUAACUCUUAGCAGGAACAAGGACAAUGGCUGUAGUGGGUGGUCCAGGCUAGCAGACACACAGUGCAGAUGCCACCACUGACCAUGGCCUUGCCUGUGGCCAUCAGUAAUCAACCUGGGUGCUUUUUCCACUGAAGCUGGACAGGGCCUGAAGACCCUCAGCACACAAUUCCAGGCAGCCACCAGCUGUUCAGAGCUGAGAUGAAUUGGUUUCCCCCUCCGGCCCCACUAGGGAGCAAUUGAUUCCACCCAGAGCAUGUGCCUACGCCGCUGCUGGCCAGGCGCGGGGUGAGGGUGGGCAAUGACAGUCCGCCAGAGUCUAAGAGGUAAGAACAGGCUGGUAACCAAAGCCUGCGUCACCCUGUGUGCCCAGGAGCCCUGUCCUGUUUCUUGGGACCUGUGAGCCAAAGAAAAGGCUGCUGUCCCCAGGGAGUGACAGGUGGUAAUUAGGCUGAGCUGGGUGGGGAGGUUCCCGGAAACCACUGUUCUCCUUGGAGCAGCCGCAGCAGCUGGAGUGUUUAUUUGAUUUCUGACUCGCUAAGCCUGUAAUUUACCUGCUGGCGCAGACAGAGUCCAGCUGCCCGAACCCUGAAAUACUGUGUCAUUAAAAGCAGACCCUGGGCCCACCCCAGACACAGGCACAGCCCAGCUGAGACCGAGGAUGUGCAUCUCUGGAAUUCACUCCGCAACCCAACCCGAGGAGGGUCUGGCAGUGGGGGUGGAGGCUGGGGCCACGCUGCGGGACAGCAGCCCCUCCACCUGGACCUGGAAUGUCAAGAGACCCGUAUUCUGGCUGCAACUCAGCCACUGACUUGAUGUCUGGACAAGUCUCCUUCCUGACUGAGGCUUGUUUCCCAUCUGUGACUUGAGGACACAGGGCUCUUUCAUCUCCAAAGGCCCCUCCAGCCAGAGAAUCUGCCUGCCGUCCUGACCCUCC